AUGGUAUCCUUCGACCAAUCAUAUCACUCUUCUUCACCUAUUCUUUCUAUGCAAGCUCAGCAUCCACCACAGCCUGCCUUUAUGACAGAAAACAACUCCCUCGCCUUCAACUCACCUUUUGGUGAUUAUAGGAAUCCAAAUUCUUCAUCCGCUUGGCCAACUACACCACUAAAGAGCGCGUUAUCUUCAGCAGCUGGGCGCAAGCGCUCGCGCGACGAAUCUGACGAUGAAUACUUUCCAAUCCAGGCGCAUACACCACAAGCACCCAUUGAAGAUGAGGAAGAGUGGGAGUACGGUGAAGGCAUGACCUUGAUCAAGCCCAAUCGUGCCGGAAGAGCGAUCGAAGCGAGUAGCCAAACGGGUACUUGGGCAGAAGAGAAAGCCGAACAAGAGAGAGCAAAGGCGCAAGCGAUAGCACAUUUACAAUCAGUAGCUCUCUCACAGCCAAGUCCAGAAAGGCCAAUGCUACGCGCAACCAAAAGCCAGCGCCUCGAUUUAACAGCUACGCCAUCUGUUGUAGAAGAGGCUAUGCAGAAUGGAAAUCUCCCAGCCGUUUCGGCGCCCUCGCCAGAAAGAACAGCACUCGCCGAGCCUACAAUCGAUGAUUUCACGCGACACUUAGGCAUUGGCUGGUCAUUGAUUAGUGCCGACGAACAUAUCCAAGCCGCUGCGCGUGGGUGGACCAAAUUCAUCGAGAACCAUUUCCCGAUUACCAACGUUAAAAUUGCACUUCAAAGCAACGGUCUUGAAAGCUACCUCGUAGAAGCAAAUGAGGGAUAUUUCUUAUUCGGCGACGAUUUGAAGCAAGGGCGGUUGGUAAGUACGAAUUUGGAGAAAGUGUGGGCUAACCUCAGGGGUCCUGUUCCAAUGUUCGACGGCGAAGCGACCAUGACAGCCGGCGAUACACCCAAAGCACCUCAAGCAACAACACCAGCCGACACGACCAUGAUGACCGACACGAGUAUGGGAGAAAUCAACAGCGCCGUUAACGGAGGACAGCAAAUCCUCGCGCCAGCUACCCAUGAAGCCGUCGAAGUCGAGAUGGAUAUGAGCUGA
Molecule: messenger RNA, 1056 nt
Organism: Glarea lozoyensis ATCC 20868
Lineage: Eukaryota; Fungi; Ascomycota; Leotiomycetes; Helotiales; Helotiaceae
Exons: 1
Coding region: 1-1056 (351 amino acids)
Source: RefSeq, a predicted model, not a curated record